Messenger RNA from Silurus meridionalis, 924 nucleotides. RefSeq names its product zinc finger, C4H2 domain containing (gene zc4h2). The transcript has 6 exons. The record is from RefSeq and is a predicted model, not a curated record. Gene Ontology annotation, cellular component: nucleus. The coding region runs from base 129 to 746 and encodes 205 amino acids. Gene Ontology annotation, biological process: positive regulation of neuron differentiation. Lineage: Eukaryota; Metazoa; Chordata; Actinopteri; Siluriformes; Siluridae.
AAGCAUCACGGGAUACCGAGUGUCUAAAUCACGCUCGCUGUAGUCCUCAGGUGUUUAGCAUCCUCGAGCAUCUCGCCGCGCUUCAGAUUCAUUCAACAAACAAAUAAACUCACAGUGAGAAGGUGAAGAUGGCGGACGAGCACGAGCUCCUGAGCAAGCUGGAGAACAUGAAGGAGAUUCGUAAUAGGAUGAUGCAGAUGGAGAAGCUGAAGGCUCGUCUCCGCUCCGAGUUUACAACGCUGGAAUCAGAGGAGAAACACCUGCGAGAGUACAAACAGGAAAUGGAGCUGCUGCUGCAGGAGAAGAUGGCACAUGUGGAGGAGCUUCGUCUUAUCCACACCGACAUCAACGUGAUGGAGAACACCAUCAAGCAGGCGGAGUUUGAUCUGAACAAGCUGCUGGAUUCGACUCGGAAACUUCAUGAUGAGUACAGACCUCUGAAGAACCACGUGGACGCUCUGAGAGCUACACUCGGCCUGCAGAGACUUCCAGAACUCAACCGGGAGGAGGAACGUGUGUCCCUCAAUUACUUUGAAAAGCAGAAAGCCGAGUGGCAGAAGGAACCCUCAGAGUCUCCAAUCCCAGAAUCCUUAGCGGCAGUGGCGGCGGCCGAACAGCUUUAUCUGGCGAGGAAACAAGACUCACGACAACCAACAACCACGUUCCGCCAACAACCUCCACCCAUGAAGGUGUGUCUGUCGUGUCAUCAGCAGAUCCACGGAACGCCCGAUCUGUCCUCUGUGUAAAGCCAAGAGCCGCUCACGCAACCCCAAAAAACCCAGGAGGAAACCUGACGAAGCAGCAGUGAGUCUGAGGCUUCUGUCACUCAGAGACUUUUAUUAUUGAUGUUAUUACAGAGACGUCAUUAGUGAUGAAGGAAAUGUUUGUGUGAAACUUGAAAUUAAACAGCUAACUUAAAACAUU